AUGUUGGGGACAAUUACCAUGCGCUGGACAUGUAAAGUGUGUUACAUACGUAGACAGUAUGUUAAGUUUUUCAACAGUAACACAUAUAAUGGUGGUCGCAAAGCUUUAAAACGAGAUUAUUUUAAGAAACAUACGCCGCUACAUGUAACCGUGGCUGUGCUGAAUUACCUAUGCAUAAAGGCUACAAAACCUACACUCAUGUUUGCAUUGCCUAUAUAAAAUAACUAGGCCAAAUACCUGACUUAAACACUAUGGUUUGUGUUAUGAUGAUAACACCAGGGGGCAAGUUCUAGCACCUAAAACCCAACUUGCGUGUUACUACUACAGUCCGGCUGUAGGCGGACUUCCUCAAUCCUGGCUCCGACGAGAUCCCUCUUCCGAAAUGGUCUGCAGUCAUUUGAAUAUGACGUCAUCACUUCCGCACCCCUCCACCACCGUCACCACCACCUCCACCGCCUCCUCCACCAGCCUUCCCCCAUGCCUUCCUUGCGGCCCCCAUUCCACCUCCAGUGUCAAGCGGCGCUAGCUGCUCGCUGCCUACAGAAUCCAACAUGGAGUGACCGGAGAUGGGGCUCGUACGGGGCCAUCCUCACCGAGACCGACGCGCAAUCUCAACGGCGGCACGUUGGCACCGGGAGUGUAGGAGCCCCAGCCAGCGGAGUAUUCUCCAAGGAAUUUACACUUUUUUAUGGACGCACUGAAAUAGUGCAGGAAUAACAUGUAGGACGAAUAAGGGAAAGAGGGGGGAGAGCGCGAGCGAGAGACAAGACAGAUAGAGAGAGGACAAAAACAAACAUAGAAAGGGAAAUAACGGUUGGGAAAGUCGCGGUUGGCGUUUGGCUUUGCAAGGCUUGCCUAGGACGCGGACACAGACAAUAUGAAGACAGCAAACUGUGUGCGCGCGGUGGGAUUUUACUGUAGGUGAAACGAGAGAAAAAUGAGCGAGGAAACACACCCAGACGAUGAUAGCUACAUAGUACGUGUCAAAGCGGUGGUGAUGACUCGGGACGACUCGAGCGGUGGUUGGCUGGCUCAGGAAGGGGGCGGGCUUAGCCGGGUGGGCGUGUGCAAAGUUGCCCCUAAUGACCUGGAGCUGCUGGGUCGCCAUGGUUUCCUCAUCUACGGCGAGCGACUCAAAGACAAGCAGGCGAUCCUGGAGUGUUUCUUGAGGAAGGACCUGGUGUACACCAAGGCCACGCCCACCUUCCAUCACUGGAGGGUGGACAACCAGAAGUGUGGCCUGACCUUUCAGAGCCCCGCCGAUGCCCGCGCCUUCGACCGCGGCGUCAGGAAGGCCAUUGAGGACCUCACAGAAGGAUCAACAACAUCCUCGUCCACCAUUCAGAACGAGACGGAGCUGGGAGAUGAUGACGUUUUCACAAACGCCACGGACAGCUCCUCCAGCUCCUCCCACAGGCGUGAGCCCGCCCUGCACACACUGGCCCCGAUCAACCUGUGCGAGUCGCGCCGCCACAACUGCAUCAUGGGACACUUCUACGACCAGCACAGACUCUCUGACCACUACUUUGUGGACCAGCCGGUGCCAGUGUUCCCCCGCCACGUCAGCUUCCAGCUGGACGACCCGGAGGAGGAGAUCGUGCGCAUCAACCCGCGCGAGCGCGCCUGGCUCUCCACGGGCUACGAGGACUACCGGCACGCUCACCCGGCGGCCGGCGGGCGCUACGGCAACAAGCCCCUCCACCACCCCUCCCCUCUGGCGGCACUGCGCCCCCUCCACCACCUCCACCACCCGCACCUCCACGACCCCUUCGGCCCCGCGCCGUUCCUCCCCAUCACGGACCCGGAUGCCUACGUGCACUUUGACAAGUCGGACCCCCCCAAGCAUGACUACACGUACCCUUACCCCUCGGGAGGAGGUGUGGGAGGGGGAGGGGGAGGUUUGGGUGGGGACGGGGGCUCUGACCCCCACCGGACUGAGGGCAAGAAGGCAGGAGGCGGUGGCGGUGGAGGCGGUGGGGGCAGAGGGGUCGCCGUGGUGACGGGGCAGCCCCGCGGGCUCCAGUCCAAGUGGAAGCGUGGCCUCGGCACCUUCGCCGGCUUCGGCGGCCGCUCGUCGUCCCACCAUCACGACAUCGCCGGUGUCGGCAGCGGCUCCUCCUCCUCCGUCGCCGUGGGGAUCGCCGGCGGCAUAGUCACGGGCGGUGAGCGCGCCCGCUGCGUCUACUGCCGGGACCUGUUCCGGCGCGAGGACAACCGGCGGGGCCACUGCACGGAGGCCCCGGACCCCGUGCGCACCUGCAUCCGGCGCGUCAGCUUCAUGUGGUGCGCCGACAGCCUGCUCUACCACUGCAUGUCCGACCCGGAGGGCGACUACUCGGACCCGUGUUCGUGCGACGCCACCGAGGAACGCUUCUGGCUGCGCUGGGCGGCGCUGCUGGGCCUCUCGCUGCUGGCGCCCUGCAUGUGCUGCUACGGACCGCUCAGGGCGUGCCACCGCUGCGGCGUGGCCAUCCAUUGCUGCGGGGGCAAGCACAAGGCCGUGGGGUGAAGGCAGCGGU
Clupea harengus (Atlantic herring) is the source of this 2519-nucleotide messenger RNA. It is a transcript of the gene spred2a, whose product is annotated as sprouty related EVH1 domain containing 2a. Gene Ontology annotation, molecular function: protein kinase binding. Gene Ontology annotation, cellular component: membrane. Gene Ontology annotation, biological process: negative regulation of MAPK cascade; multicellular organism development. Lineage: Eukaryota; Metazoa; Chordata; Actinopteri; Clupeiformes; Clupeidae. The record is from RefSeq and is a predicted model, not a curated record.